AUGCAAGUUUUGCGUCUCUCCCUCCUCCUCGUCGCCGCCGCCGCGCUGAGCUGCAGCUAUGCCCUGUCCGAGGGCCAGAGCGAGCCGCUGCUCCGGCGGCUCAAGGUGCUCCACCACCGCGAGGCGCUUGUGUCGCGCGGCAAGAACGGCUGGAGCUCGGUGCAGUACCCCAAGGGCGCCGUCGAGGCCGACAUUCCCGUGCGCGGCGGCAGCCUGCGCCUGUUUGCCAUGAGCAAAAAGGGCCUCGACCACAGCAAAAUCAAGCGCGCCGUCUUUGUCAUCCACGGCCAGGGCCGCGACCCGUGGAACUACUACAGCCACAUGACGGCUGCCCUCAACGACGCCGUGGCCGACGGUCUCGUCAAGAAGGAAGAGGUUGGCAUCUGGGCCCCCAGCUUCUGGGACACGGCCGACACGGGUGCCUUCCCGUACGACGAGAACACCAAGACGGCCACGUCCAACAUCAUGGCUUGGCACGGCAGCGACUGGGUCGACGGUGCGGCCAACAAGAUUCCCAAGACGGACCAGGGCGUGUCCUCGUUUGAGGUCCUCGACGAUGUCGUCUCCUACUUUAGCAACAAGGCCCUCUUUCCCAAGGUGGAGACCGUCGUCCUCGCCGCCCACUCGGCUGGCUCCCAGAUGCUGCACCGCUACGCACAGCUGGGCAAGGUCCCCAUCGCGUCGGGCGGCACCGAGGUGCACUUCUACAUUGCCAACCCGGCCUCGUGGCUUUACCUCGACGAGCGCCGGCCCGAGAAGGGCAUCGGCGGCGCCACGUCGCGCAGCAAGUGCCCCACGUACAACGAAUACAAGUACGGUCUCAACGACAUUAACGAGAACCUGCCCUACGGCCCCGUCUCCGACGCUGCGUCCAUCUACAAGCGCUACAAGUCGCGCUACGUCCACUACCAGCUCGGCACCGGCGACCACGCCCAGGGCAGCGCCGCCUGCGAGGCUGGCGUCCAGGGCGAGAGCCACCUGACGCGCGGCGAGAUCUACCAGGCCUACCUCCAGCUCCUCGGCUCCUACCCGAAACGCCACACCAUCGACUACGUUCCGGGCAUCGGCCACGACGACAAGGCCAUGUUCUCUUCCACCGAAGGCAAGUACCGGCUGUUUGUGCAGAACCAGUCGCAGGGCAAGACGCGCGCCUCGACGAUCCCCAAGGGCUACUCCAACGGCCGCACCGUCACCUUCACCGGCUUCUCCAAGAAGGCCGCCGACAACAUGCCCUGA
Acaromyces ingoldii is the source of this 1236-nucleotide messenger RNA. RefSeq lists its product as hypothetical. The record is from RefSeq and is a predicted model, not a curated record. The transcript has 2 exons. Lineage: Eukaryota; Fungi; Basidiomycota; Exobasidiomycetes; Exobasidiales; Cryptobasidiaceae. The coding region runs from base 1 to 1236 and encodes 411 amino acids.